GGCGUCCCUAUUACGCAGACUCCGUCGAGAUCAGAGCUCCAGUGGGCUGCGAGAGUGGGGACGGAGCAGUCGCUCCCGAAUGCUCCCAGACGUCCCGAACUACAACAUAGCUCCGCGAUCGACUAGUUCACCGUGAGUGAAGUUUGAAUGUGCGAAUAUUACUGGAUGAUCUAUUUAUAAUACGCUAUUGCGAACAGGAGAAAGUGAUGUUUAGUACUUUCACGCAAUUAGAAUAUUCAUAUUAGCUAUCUGGCUAAUCUGAUUCAAGAACUUCGACGCUCCGAAUGCAACAUGUGGAUGAAAUGACGUCAAAUCAAUAUGGGCAUUUGUACUCAGCUGUCCAAAGUGGAAUUCGGAAUAUACGCAUUUCUUUUUAUCAUCCAUAUUCAGAUACUGCAAGGAGAAGAACAAUCACAGUGCCCGAGUUUAACAGAGAAUCCAAUCUGUCCUUGUUAUAAUUUCAAAGAAGGAUUAUUUCUUGAAUGUCCAAGUGCAACACCUGGUGUAGUCAGAAGUGUACUGUUGAAGAUCAAAGGAACUAUACAAUCUCUAUCAAUCUAUGACCUCGAUGGAUCUAUAACGGAGCUUAAACAGGAUCUCUUUUCCCCACAAACUAAAAUAGUUAAUUUACAAAUUUCACAAUCAAAUAUUAAUAGAAUCAAUCCAAAUGCAUUUUUGGUCAUACACGAUUCGUUGCAAAGUUUAAGCAUAAUAUCAAGCAAACUAAAUAAAAUUCCACACGAAUCUUUUUCUAAACUUCUUAAAAUUGAGGCACUCGAUUUGCAGUUAAACGAAAUCAAAGAAAUAGACGCGAAUACAUUCAAAGAUGUUAAAUUAAAGAAAAUAAACUUGAAAGCAAAUAAACUUGCAAAUAUUUCAGAACAUGCAUUUUAUAAUUUAGAAGAUUCAUUGACUGAAUUAGAUGUUACAGAAAAUUUCCUGGAAGUAUUUCCAUUGACAUCAAUAGGAGGAUUAUACCAACUGAAUAAUUUAAAAUUAGCCUGGAAUAAAAUAAAAACUAUUCCAGAUAAUUAUAAUAUAACAAUCAAUAACUUAGUUAAUUUAGAUUUAAACUCUAACUUAUUUAUAAAAAUUGAAAGGGAAUGGUUACGAUGUAUGCCAAAUAUUAAGACGCUAGCAUUUUUUAGUAAUCAAAUACAAACCAUUGAUGAGGAGGCGUUUUAUCCCUUAGAACAUUUAGAAAAUAUAGAUUUAAGUAGAAACAAGCUUAUACACUUAGCGCAAAAUACUUUUAAAAGAAAUCUUAAAAUACGUACUAUAGAUUUAAGCUAUAAUCAUCUUCAUCAAAUUGAGGGUGUCUUUUCCAACCUUUUGCAACUUUCAGAAAUAUUUUUAUCCGAUAACAAUAUACUAGAAAUACCAUUUAAUGCAUUUCAAAACACACAAGGAUUGACUGUUCUUAAUUUAGAGCAUAACGCCUUACAUAAAUUACAUAGCAAUUGUUUUUCUUCUUUAAAAAACAUAACACAACUGCACAUGGGAACAAAUUUUUUACGAAAAAUUCCAAGUGAUAUUUUUAAAUUCAAUACGAAACUGGUAACUCUUAGUCUAGAUAAUAAUGAAAUAAAUGAACUGGACGAGUUCGUUUUCAGUACAUUGGCAGAAUUAAGAGAAAUUCGUCUGCAAAACAAUCAUUUAAAUUACAUUAAGCGAAAUGUAUUUAGUCCCUUGCCGGGGCUAUUAGAAUUGCAUUUACAAAAUAAUUUUAUUACAACUAUAGAAUCACAUGCUUUUAUAACAUUGAGGAAACUUCAGCAUAUUAAUUUGCAAGGAAAUUUGUUAACAACUAUUGGAGAUAUAUUCCCGAAUAGAAACUCUUCAUUGGUGUCGAUUCAGCUUAGUGCGAAUUCUUUAAAUUUAUUAAAAAAUAGCUCGUUAGAAGGACAAACUAAUGUACACAUCAUGUGGCUCACACAAAACAAAAUAAAAGCUUUAAACGCUCAUCUUUUUAGUGACUUAAUUAAUAUUCAAAGACUUUAUCUUAAAAAUAAUUCAAUAAUGCACAUUGAAAGCAAAACAUUUAUUCGUUUAAGGAGAAUAAAAUAUUUAGAUCUUAGCGAUAAUAAACUUACUGUUUUAAACAACGAGACAUUUUUUAAUCUUACUUCCUUGGAAGAACUUUAUUUACAAAAUAAUGAUAUACGACAUAUUGUCAAAGAUACAUUUCAAUCUUUAAUAAAAUUGAAAGUACUCGAUCUAUCUGACAAUAAGAUAACUAUUUUAGACUUAUUUCUAACUCCGCUUCCAAUCAAACAACUAAGAAUAAAUAACAAUUUCAUUUCAACUAUAGAAAUCAAUUCAUUAAAAACAAUGCCCAACUUAAGUGACUUAGAAAUGAGCAAUAAUUUUCUCAACUGGGAAAACAUUAUUGAAGUUCAGAUACCAGUAUUAAAGUCAUUUGUUAUUUCCAAGAACAACUUUAGUGUCCUAGAAAAUACGACAUUUUCUCAAUUACCCUCAUUACAGUCAUUAACAUUAGAAAGUGCCAACAUAUCGCAACUACGACCGGCCACUUUUAUAAAGAAUCAGAAUUUAUUACGAAUUAAUUUGGCUUUUAAUAUGCUAAGAGAUUUGCAUAAAGAUGUCUUUGCGUACACAACGAUAUUGCAAGAACUAAAUUUGAAAGGAAAUCAUUUUGCCGACUUCCCACAUGUUGCGUUAUUUAAUAUAUCAUCUUUGGAGAUUUUGGAUUUAUGUCAGAACCAGUUAAAAAGUAUUGAUUUUUUCAAAUUCGUUGGCCUUCAAAAUCUAAGAACAUUGAAUUUAUGUAAAAAUCAAAUAUCCAUUCUAAAUGGUUUCAAUUCUCCGGCAUUAAAAAACUUGAUAACUUUAAAUUUGAAUAAUAAUAAGCUAACAGUCCUUCCUCCGAAUUUCUUCCAACACUCGUUAGGUUUAAAAGAAAUUGAUUUAUCAAAUAAUAUUUUUAAGCACAUUCCAAGCAAUGGCCUUUCCGAAACUGUGCUACCGGUGCUCGCUACAUUGAACAUGUCCCAUAAUCCGUUAAUUCAAUUACUACAAACAUAUCCUUUAAAACAAUUCCCACUUCUUGAGGAGUUAGUUGUAACUAAUACAAAUUUAACUAUUAUAACAAGCAAAGAUUUCGAAAAUUUUCCAUCUUUAAAAAAAUUAACAUUAUCAGGCAACGACAUAAUUCGCUUGUCCCCGGGCGCGUUCUCUAAACUUCAUAUUUUGGAAAUACUGGACCUAAGUCAAAAUAAAUUGGAAAAUAUUCCCCGAGAGAGACUCCAAGGCAUAUAUUCUAUUCGACUGCUGAAUAUCUCGCGAAAUAUAUUGAGAGAGCUAGAAGAGUUUACGCCGGACUUACAAAAUUUGCAAAAGUUGGAUAUUUCAUUAAAUCAUUUGACAAGAAUAACAAAAGAUAACUUUCGUAAUCUUCAAAGUUUGGUAGAGUUAAAUUUAAGUGGAAAUUGGCUAUCGUUUAUUUCAUCGGAUGCAUUCCAGAACAUACACAAAUUGACCAGCAUAGAUUUGAGUAGAAAUUACAUUGAAAAAAUUCAAAUGAAGAUGUUGACUGGAUUGGAAACUCAAAUAAAAUCUCUAAUUUUGGAAGAAAAUCCAAUCACAUGCAAUUGCGAGUCUCAAGAUCAAUGGAAGUGGAUGCAGGAACAUCUUAAAAUAGUUUACAAAGGGACGAGAAACUUAUUCUGUGAACAUCCAGAUGAACUCCAAGGUUUCCGUUUCACGGAACUGACGCCUCACAAAUUGUGCGACGUGCCCAUUGUAUUACGAGUCGCUAUACAAGAUAUUCAAACAUAUUCAGUAAUUGUAUCUUGGCAGAGCCGCAAUCAGACGGGAUUAAGUGGAUUUCAAGUUGCUUACUUUAGCGAGCAAAAUACAAAUAGUAUAAGAGGAAAAUUUCUCAACCUUACUGCCCGUUCAACCAGACUGAAUCAUUUGACUCCAGGGACACGGUACUACAUAUGCGUAAUAGCCAUUGGCAAUUUCGGAAUAUCGACGGACUCGUCUACCACAGAUGCGAGAGUUGCAUUACCAAAAGAAACUCCUAGUAUUACAUUAUUUGGUGAUGAACAUCAAUUUAAUUAUUUAAAAUCAUCGAUGAACGAUUCGUUAACAACUAAAUGUAGCACAGUUCGUACGAUUGAAAUAUUCGGUGCUGCAAUGGAUAGUCCUUUUUCUAAUACGUAUUUGGGUCUAGCUGAUAUCUUAACGAGAAGACUUAGUUUGGUAGUUGGAUGCUGCAUAGGUUUUAUAGUAUUCAUAGUGCUUGUAUCAGCAUUAGGAUAUAUUAAGACAAAGAAGCGUCCCGUUGUUAUAAAAUCUGAAGUUCAACAAACUCCGCAAUAUAUAUCGUAUGAUAACUUUUCAACAUCCAAUCCGGAAGGACAGACUACAGAAAUGGAUUUAAAUACUAUUAUGGAUAAAACUAAAAUACAAUUUAAACAAAGUUAGUUAGUUACGACAUAUUCCAAUUUAAUCUGACCCUAUUUUACGAUCACACAAAAGUUAUAAAUACAA
This is a messenger RNA of Papilio xuthus (Asian swallowtail), 4518 nucleotides long. RefSeq names its product toll-like receptor 8. The record is from RefSeq and is a predicted model, not a curated record. Gene Ontology annotation, molecular function: protein binding. Lineage: Eukaryota; Metazoa; Arthropoda; Insecta; Lepidoptera; Papilionidae. The coding region runs from base 319 to 4452 and encodes 1377 amino acids. The transcript is spliced from 5 exons.